AUGCAGCUUGGGACCGAUCUGUCUCAGGAGAUCGGGCUCUCACAAAGCCAAAGCUUCAAUCACCCACAAGGGGCCCCUCCAGAGGCCUCAGCGAAGCAGAUCAGGGGCCCCCGGUCUGAGAGAGCCCUUCAGGGCCAUGCAGGCAGCAACCUGGGCUCCUCAGCCAAAACCGCCACCCUUGUCACUGGAGAAAGGCGGGCCACUGAGAGCCCUACUCUGCCCUUUUCCCCUCCCCCACCCGCCUCUGCCUCUCACACAUCAUACAUCAUCGGGUACCCAGCCUAG
Messenger RNA from Pipistrellus nathusii (Nathusius's pipistrelle), 285 nucleotides. NCBI's taxonomy places the organism in Eukaryota, Metazoa, Chordata, Mammalia, Chiroptera, Vespertilionidae. The record is from the annotation of a GenBank genome assembly.